Molecule: messenger RNA, 3198 nt
Organism: Phyllostomus discolor (pale spear-nosed bat)
Lineage: Eukaryota; Metazoa; Chordata; Mammalia; Chiroptera; Phyllostomidae
Gene: IDUA
Product: alpha-L-iduronidase
Exons: 2
Coding region: 854-3037 (727 amino acids)
Biological process (GO): carbohydrate metabolic process
Molecular function (GO): L-iduronidase activity
Source: RefSeq, a predicted model, not a curated record
GUGCAGCUCGUGCUCCUGGCUGCGCUGCUGGCCUCGUCCCCAGCGGCCCUGGCCGAGGCCCCGCACCUGGUGCGCGUGGACGCGGCCCGUGCGCUGCGGCCCCUGCGGCACUUCUGGAGGAGCACUGGCUUCUGCCCCCCACUUCCACACAACCGGGCCGACCAGUACGACCUCAGUUGGGACCAGCAGCUCAACCUGGCCUACGUGGGCGCCGUCCCCCAUGGUGGCAUCGAGCAGGUCCGGACCCACUGGCUGCUGGAGCUCAUCACGGCCAGGUGGGUGACAAUGGCAGAGGCCGCCUGGGUGCUGCUGGGCAGAGCCCACUGGGUGGAAGUGGAAUCCAAGGCUGUGUCCACCACGGGGGGCAGUGGGGUGCAAGCUGGGCGAGAGCUCUGAGGAGCCGUACACUUCCCAGCAAAGUGUCCUCUGGGGAAAGGAUGUCACCUCCCUGCCCUGGGCUCCCGGGGGCCACGGGUGCUGGGCCAACCCCAGGAUCUGACACAGCUGGCUUCCUGCCAGAGGCCACUGUGGAGGCUCCGGGUGUGGCUGGCGCUCCGGCCCUGGCUCUGUGGCGGGACCCAGCUCCGCAGGUGCGCAGGUGCCCUGUGCUGCGUUCGGGUCAGGCUGUGCAGGGAGGCCGCCCCAGGUCCGGGGAGAGGCUGCGCUGGUCUCGCCGCCGUGGGCCCUGGCGGGCCUGGCCGAGCCCAGGCACGAGGUGUAAGGGACACUUGGGUGUGUGUUGGGGGCCCGGAGAGACACAGAGACCCUUACGCCCCAGCCAGAGCUGCCAGCUAGCUCCCACCUGGUGGCGUGCGGGCCGCAGGCGUCAAGGGACCAGGGUCCUUUCGGCACCAUGGGGGCCCCGUGGCUGUCUCGGGGCCCUCGUUCAAAUGCGAUGGUAGCGCUGAGUGUCGACCCGGCCCCCACGGCCCCACAGACCCGCAGCACUGGCGUCCAGCUCCGCACCCUGGGGGCGUUUGUGUCAAAGGCUCCCUCGUCCCUCCGGGGAGGAGGUGGGACCCACGGCCUCGGGAGAAUCUGCCUGGGCGACGGGCGGUGCGAGGACUCGGAGGGAGUGGGGUCUGGGCCGGGGCCGCCUCCGCUAGAGCGAGGAGGCGGAGGUCAACAGCCCCUGGGGCCAGGCUCGGGCCGCCUGCACGGCACCGUGCACGGAGUGGAACAGCUGCCCCUCCUCGUCCGCCUCCCCCCGGUCCUCCCCGAGGAAGCCCCCUCUCCUCAGGGCGUCCCUCACGGAGGGGCUGCAGCAGGCCAGGAGCAGGGCGAUGCCCAGGGCCCUGUAGUCUCCCCGCAGCUGCCGCAGGGUGGCCAGGCCGGCCGCGUCCAGGAACAGCAGCGGCGCGCAGUCGAUGACCACCGCGUGGAAGCCGGCGGCCUCGGGCACCAGAGCAGCCACGUUGCUCCCCGGGCCCCGGCCCGUGUCCUCUGGGGGCUCUCCCUCGACGACCCCCGCCUCGGGGCCCCACUCCUUCCUCCUGGCAACUGCACGCCCCACGUCCAGCCCCGUGAGGCUGUAGAGGGACCUCAGGAAGAAGUCCUUGUUGGCGUAGUGCAGCGGCCCUGCAAAGCGGAAGACCUGCACCCCAGGCUCGGGGACCAGGCCCUCGAACUCCGUGGCAUCCUCAUAGAAGCCGGAGCCCCCGAUGCGGGCGAGCAGGGCGGCGUGUGGGCGCUGCGUGCGGCCGAUCAGGCUGAGCAGCGAGAGGAGCAGACCGGCCAGCAGCCCGGCCUCCACGCUGACCAGCACGCAGGUGGUCGCCGUGGCCGCCCAGACCAGCGCGUCCGCCCGGCUGAGCCGCCACAGCUGCGGGAGGUCUCUCACCUUGCGCAGGGCGCCCCGCAGGCUGACCACGAUGACGCAGCCCAGCACGCUCCGCUGCAGGUCCCGGAACAGGGGCGCCAGCACCAGCAGCACCAGCAGCACCACCGCGGCACUGACCACACUGGACAGCUGCGUGCGGCAGCCGGUGGCCGUCUUCACCAGGCUCUUGGCCAGGGCGGCGCUGGUGGCGAAGCAGUGGAAGAAAGCGGGCAGCACGUUGCAGCAGCCCACGGCCAGCAGCUCCUGGUCGGCUCGCACAGAGUAGCCGUGGCCGCGGGCGAACAUCUCCGCCAGCGAGAUGGAGAAGGUGGAGCUCACGAGCGCCAGGGGCACGGCGUCCAGCGCCAGGCGCCACAUCAGCCCCGGGUCCGGCACCCGCGGGGCCAUGAAGCCAGUGGGGAUGUCGCCGGCCACGCUGGAGCCGAAGCGAGCGUGGAACUGCCCGAGGUGGGACACGAGCGUGGCCCCCACGAUGACCAGCAGUUCCGUGGGCAGCGGCACCUUCAGGCGGUGCCUGCAGCGGUCCGAGAGCUCCUUGGCGGCCAGCAGCACGGCCAGGCACACGGCGCUGGUGAGCACGUCGCACAGGUUGGCCUGCCCGGCGCUGCGCAGCAGGCUCAGCCACGUGAGGACCACUGCACCCGGCCCCUGGUGCCGGGGGGUCCGCACGCCCAGCAGGUGCUUCAGCUGGGAGGUCAGGAUGGUCAGCGAGGCCCCCAUGGCGAAGCCGUCGAGCAGCGGCUGCGAGAGGUAGGCGGACAUGAAGCCCAGCCCGAGGACGCCCAUGAGGACCUGUGGGCAGGGUGUCGUGAGGACAGCGGACUGUCGGUCUCCGCCCAGGGGGCGGCCGCAGCACGGGGCCGGGCUUGCCGUGGGGAGGCAGCUCUUUCUCCUGCCCUGGGAGAGGCACUGCUCCUCCCGGGGACGUGGAGCCGCUGGGAAGGGGCCCAGGGCUGCGGCGGCCAGGCCUGCUCCAGGGGCGGGCGGGGGCGGGGAGGCACGAGAAGGCUGGCAGCCCACCUGGGACAGGGAGGCCACGUGGGCCAGCCGGGCGUGUCUGCAGCUGAGGCCACACCUGGCCACCAAUUCCAGCCCAGGCUGCAGCUGGCCGGAUGGGCCCCCUCGGACGCCCCGUCCGGGGCACCGUCUCCAGCCCACCGCUGCCCACGCUUUGCUCUGUCCUCCUCUUGUGGUUAAACCCCCGUCCUUCGAGGCCCCACCCAGAAGUUCGGCGCGGUCCCCGCUGCGUCCGGCUCCUCACCUGGUAAAUCCCAGCCACCAGCGUGAGGGCGGUGGCAACUCGGAUGGCGUAGCAGUCGCGCCCGCAGUCCUGCAGCCCGAGGGCCAGCGCGGUGGCC